UUCCGAAUUCGUCACCAUCUGUGACCGCUAGUGACAGCCUGUAUCCGAUUAUGGAAUGACAGUGUCGACGGCAUAAUUGCAUAAUCACCUGAGUUGUCUUAACGACGGCAGCAAGGAGAAAGUUCUGUCGCAACAUUCUAUCAAUUGCUUUACGUCAGCGUUGCUCUUCUGCUACCAGAUGUCAUGAUGAAGAGGUCAUUAAUUCUCUGAGGCAUCAUCUCUGAGGAUUUAUCAAAGAUGUCAGAACCUAUAGAGAAUCAGGUGGAACAGUGCGACAUAGUCUUGCCGAGACAAGGUCUGUUAUAUCAGACAGAUGCAUUGAAUUACAUACUCUGUAAGCCGAAGUUGAUCCCGUUGAAAUCAGUCACGUUGGAGAAACUCGAGAAGAUGCAGAAAGACGCGGAGAUCAAAGUUAAAGAGUCGCAAGAGGCAGAGGAUAGUCUCAAUGCAAGUGCAUAAGCAUUCAGCAG
Trachymyrmex septentrionalis is the source of this 470-nucleotide messenger RNA. RefSeq names its product BBSome-interacting protein 1 (gene BBIP1). The transcript has 2 exons. NCBI's taxonomy places the organism in Eukaryota, Metazoa, Arthropoda, Insecta, Hymenoptera, Formicidae. The coding region runs from base 238 to 459 and encodes 73 amino acids. The record is from RefSeq and is a predicted model, not a curated record. Gene Ontology annotation, cellular component: BBSome. Gene Ontology annotation, biological process: cilium assembly; receptor localization to non-motile cilium.